Messenger RNA from Fonsecaea erecta, 648 nucleotides. RefSeq lists its product as hypothetical. The record is from RefSeq and is a predicted model, not a curated record. Lineage: Eukaryota; Fungi; Ascomycota; Eurotiomycetes; Chaetothyriales; Herpotrichiellaceae. The coding region runs from base 1 to 648 and encodes 215 amino acids. The transcript has a single exon.
AUGACCUCCCCUCGUUUGGCUGCAGAAGGUGGGAAGCUGGAUGCCGUCAAGCGUAUACUGAGGAAGCGAGCUGCUCGCAAAAACAGCAAGGAUAGCUUCGACAGCACUCCUCUCAUCCGUGCAGCUCUGAAUCGCCACUGGGAUGGUGUGGGCGCACUUCGACCUUAUGUGCUCGAAGCGCUCACCAAUCGCAUCGCCAAACAAGCUUGCGAGCGGUUCCGGGCUGCAGUGGUUAAUAUUUUCGAGGAUAAAGAUUCCCACGGCGGCGUCAAGAACAAGGUCAACAAGUACACCAUUUGGCAGGUUCUCUACGCUCGGGAUGAUAAAGACCCGGUGAAGUUUGCUAUUCCACACGUCUUAGACAACAACGGGUCAAAAAGCCACUGUUCCGUUGAUCCAUCUCCCGCAAAUAACAUCUCGUGGCUUGAGGCUCUGCUUACAAAACGGUAUUUGGAAGAAGAUUGCAGAGAUGUAACGAUAUUUAAGAGAUGCGGACCAGGUCGUCUUUCGAUUCUACAAGAAAAAGAGGAGGCAGCUCAAGAUCUUCAUGGUCGACCAGCUGUGGCUGAUUAUCAUUGGCAAUCUUCUUAUUUCCUGCUUCCCAGAGCGGUAGCACCUACCACACCAGGACGCCCUCAACUUGUUUAA